This is a messenger RNA of Thermothielavioides terrestris NRRL 8126, 603 nucleotides long. RefSeq lists its product as uncharacterized. The record is from RefSeq and is a predicted model, not a curated record. The transcript is spliced from 3 exons. The coding region runs from base 1 to 603 and encodes 200 amino acids. NCBI's taxonomy places the organism in Eukaryota, Fungi, Ascomycota, Sordariomycetes, Sordariales, Chaetomiaceae. Gene Ontology annotation, molecular function: oxidoreductase activity, acting on the CH-OH group of donors, NAD or NADP as acceptor.
AUGAUUUCUGUCCUCAUCACCGGCGCCUCCCGCGGCUUUGGGCUCGCGCUUGCCCGUGAGCUCGCUUCUCGCCAAAAUAUCAGUCGAGUCUUUGCUACGGCUCGUGGAAAUUCCCCGGCCCUGAAUGAACUCGCCCAGCAGUCGCCCGAUCGGGUCGUCGUUGUCAAGCUCGACGUCACUAACCAAGAGUCAAUCAAGAAAGCUGCCGCCGAGGUCGAAGGAAACCUUGGAGGCAAAGGGCUGGACAUCUUGAUCAACAAUGCCGGCGUCUGCCAGUAUUCUUUCGGAGGAGUUAAGUCGAUGGACAACCUUGAAGAGAGUUUUACCAUCAACGUUAUGGGAGUCCACUGGGUCACUCGCGAAUUCCUCCCGCUUCUGCAGAAGGGCACCCUAAAGAAAGUUGCCAACAUCUCGACCACAAUGGGCUCUAUUACCCUUGCUCGCGCCGCCGCUGCCCUCCCCAGCCCCCCUUACAAGAUCUCGAAGGCAGCCAUGAACGCCCUUACCGUCCAAUACGCUCUGGAAUAUGAAAAGGAAGGGUUUUCGUUCAUCGCACUUUGCCCCGGCGUAUGUACCACCACCCUCGUUCGGUCGAUGAUUUAA